Messenger RNA from Closterium sp. NIES-67, 1353 nucleotides. The record is from the annotation of a GenBank genome assembly. NCBI's taxonomy places the organism in Eukaryota, Viridiplantae, Streptophyta, Zygnematophyceae, Desmidiales, Closteriaceae.
CCAUGCUGCAGGCCCUGGGCGUGAGUGCGAGGGAGGUGCAGCAGGCAGCAGUGCAGCAGCAGCAGGUGCACCUCAGGCGACUGCUGCGAGGCAAAGUCGUGCUGGUGGUGGACCCGUGCUUCCAAACGCGCAAGGCGGCAGCGGUGGCGCUCUCGCAGUUCGCGGAUGCAGCGUGCGCCGUGGCGUCACCAGCAGACGCCCUCAGCCGCCUGGCCCCGCCCCACGACUUCCACCUCGUGCUGCUCAGCCUCUACCUGCCGGACCUCCCUCCUACACAGUUUGUGCAGCGAGUGCGAGAGAUGGAGGCCGCAGCAGCUCUAGGUGCACCAGCAGCAGCAGGAGGGAGCGGGGAAGGCGCAGGGGCACCAAAGGGAGUUGCAGAGAUGCCAAAAAGCAGCAUGCUGGGGAUGGUCACAGAUGUCCUCACCAACGACCUGCCACCACGGUUGAGCGACUGCCGUGUAGACGGUCUCCUUGCAACACCCAUUUGCGAAUCCCAGUUGCUCUCAACUCUAAGAAGCCUUGUUUCCUGUGGGAAGUUUAUAUAAAGAGGAGUUCAGAAGACUUGUAACGUGUACAUUAUUCUGAACCAAGCCGCAAAGCUGGGCAGGGCAGAUGGGCAGGUUUGGACGGUGCAGCUGGCGAUACACACCCGAAUCUCCAGCGACGGGGAUUCAGCCGCCAGCUCAGCAGCGGGCAGCCCAAUCACCACGCCGAGCCAGCUGAUGAAUUUGGAUGACUUUUGAGCCGCGAUGUUGCUUUUCCCUUUCCUGCAUUUCCAGCCAAUCACAGCCCAUGACAUGCGCUCGCACGGAUGCAGACGAUGAGUCGCUCGUGGAUGGGGCUGUGAGACCCACCCAACCCUAAAAUUCGCCAACGGUCGGAGGGAUGGAUGUUUGUUUCGCUGGACGUCGCACCGCAGCCUCGAGGUCUCCUCCGUCCAUUGCCUGACAGACAAUCUCCAUACCCCUGGCUACUUGUCAAGGUCAUUAGCCGCUAAGACAUUAGGGAGUUGUUGGCUCACCAGCCUGAAGUGAUGCUAGAAUGGCUUUAGUUGCAUCGAGCGUGCGAGCCGCGGCCAUUGACGCGUGCGUGGCGUCGUCCAGCGCGUUGCUUCACUCGUCGUCGUCGUACGGAUCGGUCGCCUCUCUCUCCUCGACGUUGAUCCGCCUAGCGUCGUCUCGCCUCUCCCCAGCCAGGCCCUUCUCUCCCACCCAUUCACCGCUCCCAUCCGCCGCGUCGUCCGUCGCCUCCGUCUUUUCCGGUUAGGAAGCUCAUAGCUCCAUGCAUAGCGCCAUGCAUACGGCCCAUGGUGCGCCGCGAUCGGCGGCGGUUGGCAGCGGUGUCGGCUGU